Messenger RNA from Darwinula stevensoni, 2310 nucleotides. Lineage: Eukaryota; Metazoa; Arthropoda; Ostracoda; Podocopida; Darwinulidae. The record is from the annotation of a GenBank genome assembly.
AUCAUUCCUUUCUUCACUAGGUGGAAGUCAUGAUUGUUUAUGUAAGUCAAGAGGAAAUGGGUUGAGUAGAGAAGUGGAAUGGUGAGGAUGUCUUUGAGAUUGUUCAGACUUACCCACCUAUCCCUAUUUGGGUUCUUGGCUGUGUUCCCCCACCGACACCUUACUGUGAGCUGGAUGUCACCGAAGAGUCAGUCUGCUCUGAUCGAACACCUCAAGUCCUCAGGAAUUAUUAAGAGCCAAGAGGUGUAUACAGUGAUGCUGGCUGUUGACAGAGCCCAAUACUGCCCUGAGAACUCAUAUGCUGAUUCCCCACAGCCAAUUGGCUAUGGUGCAACAAUCUCUGCCCCUCACAUGCAUGCCUAUGCACUGGAGUGGCUCAAGGAUAAUCUCAAGCCAGGAGCCCAAGCUUUGGAUGUUGGUUCAGGUUCUGGAUUCUUGACUGUCUGCAUGGCUGAGAUGGUUGGGGAGAAUGGCCAUGUCAUAGGUGUGGAACACAUCCCACAACUAGUGAAAUUUGCACACCAAAACGUGCAGAAAGAUCGGCCAUAUCUGCUGGAGACAGGUCGGGUACAGUUCUUCGAGGCUGAUGGAAGGCUGGGAAGGCCUGACAAUGGACCAUUUGAUGCAAUCCAUGUGGGAGCUGCUGCAACUGAGGUACCUCUUGCAUUGAAAGACCAGCUGAAGCCUGGAGGACGGAUGAUAAUCCCUGUUGGAAGUUAUGGCUUGCAGCGAAUCAUGCAGGUGGACAAGGCAGAAGAUGGGAGCAUCAGAGAGACAACAUUACUGCCAGUUGCUUACGUCCCUCUGACUGACCGAGAACGUCAGUGGCCUUCUGCCAGGGGAGAACUGCAUCAUAACAAGCCCUUGGAUCUCACAACCAUGGUGAGAUUCACAAAUCUCCCCAACAAUGCUGUGCUGGAGAUGGUUCCAAUGGAAGGCAGCAGGCAGGAAUCUCCUGUCACCAUUUGCCUUCAAAUUGAAUCCAGCAGCAGACUCACCAGUGACUUCACAACACAAAAUACCCUAUGGGACAUUCUGAAUCAUUUUGGUGCCACUAAGACCUUGGCAGACAAGGAGGUUGAGAAUCAUAUACCGGUAUGUGUCUACACAAGGGAAGAAUUUGUGGGUGAGCAAGCCCUAAAGGCAACUACUCUGAGGAAGCUGGGCCUUUUGGGUGGAAAGCACAUCAUAAGGCUCAUGUUCAGAGAUAAAGGAGCCCUGGGAGAACAGGCACAUGUCAGCGCACCCCUAGUCCAUCCAUUCAAGCCACCUGAGCAGGGUAGUACCUUAAGGGAAAUCUCAUCUGAAACAUCAUCAGAAUUUCAACAAGAAGAUGAAGGAUCUAAGACACGUCCUGACAGUUCGCCGACCCUGCACCUUCGUCUGCAGCACAAGCGGGGAGCAGAGGUGAUCGAGGUCAUAGAAGCCAAGAAAAAGAAGGACAUGGAGGCUCAGGCAUCAUCAGCUGAUAUCAGAGUUCCCAGUUUGGCUGUGUAUCCUGUUGAUACGAUCCCCACUGAAGAGGAUACAGGGGCUGCAUUGAAUACAUCAGGUCAGAUGAAGAUCGGUGUGGAACCUUUGAAGGAUUUAAAGAAGGAGGCACCAAUGGAUGUGGUGCAUUCUUCUGUUCCUGUGAAGGAGGAAGCAUCUUCAACUUCAGACCUGGCAGUAGCAGAAGAAAAUGUGGUGCUUUUAGAUGAUCGUGGGACCCUUGUAUUUGAUGUGCAUAGCUGCCCCCAGCUCUCUGAGAUAGAUUAUCCUGAUGAGUUCUUCAGUCACACAAUUCAUGAUAUCCAAUACCUUCUGCAGGACUUAAGAAUGAAGCAAAAAGAGAUGGAGGAGAGUCCCUUGCUGACAAAGGAAUUGCGAGAAAAGUCCUUCAGGGAGAAGUUGAUGCAGCAUCAAGUGAGCCUUAUACGAAUUCGAUUUGCAGAUGGGUUCAUCUUGCAAACUCGCUUUCAGCCAUCUGAUACUAUCCAGACAGUGAAGAAUUUCCUUCAAAAUUACCUGGAGAAGCCCUCCCUAAUAAGACACAUGAUGGAUUUCUGUUGCUCAUCUUCUGAUCUCUGGUUAGAUCUCACUCCUCCAAAGAGGAUUCUGAAGCCAGGAGAAUGCCUUGGGGAUGUUGGGUGCUCUCCAACAGCCCUCAUCCAUUUUGGCUGUGAUGAGCCCUGUGAGCAUUAUCUCACUGAGACUGCACGCUCUAAGGCCUCCAACUUCACUGGUGCCUCUGCAUGGGCAGGGAGCUCCAUUGUGGGAGGAAGGCCCAACUGGCCUGGAUGGCGGCUCCCUACUGCCUGCUUCAGCCCA